Mycena citricolor is the source of this 4483-nucleotide messenger RNA. NCBI's taxonomy places the organism in Eukaryota, Fungi, Basidiomycota, Agaricomycetes, Agaricales, Mycenaceae. The record is from the annotation of a GenBank genome assembly.
AUUCAUUCACUCUGUGCAGUCUGCCGGAAUCUUCAAAACUGUCAUACAUACUCGUUUCCGAAACUUGUCGCUCGUAUGGUUCCGACCAUUUACCACAACCGCAUCAUCUACCGCUUCUAGUUCUUCCGCGACUACGGUUACAGCUCUAGCUACUCGAGAAGGAAAAAAGUUCACAAGGAGACGUAGAUGGGCACUGGUAUAGUCAGCAUGCGUGGGGGUAGUUCCCCGAACAAGGCAUUCGAAGGCUGUCCGUCUGAACUCGAAUCUAUUCCCAGCUGUCCAUCGGUUUCUCAGCGUCGGCUCCCUAAUAUACCCAUUCUCUCAUCCAGCUCCUGGGCAGACGAGGAUGUCCUUCUCUCCACCAAACGGUUUUCGAUACCCGAGUAUUCCGGCGCGCAAAGGCGUUGCCUGUUACAACUGUGAGAAGUACGAGGGCGUAACGCUCGCGCGAUGCACAGGAUGUCUACGGAUCGCAUACUGUUCUGCGCGUUGCCAGACGGCCGACUGGGACACACACAAAGCGCUUUGUCGCGCCCUCAAGAAACUCGAGAAGGAGAACCCUCAAAUACCUCCAAUAGAGAUUCCGCGCACUGAGCCCAUCCUGGAUCCUGGCCAGCUGGCCAGCUUGUGCGACAGCCACGAUCAGAAUAUGCGCGAGGUGAUUGAGCGGACCAUGGGCCGGGCGCUGGAGAUGCAUGAGCGGUCGAUAAUCGAAUGGGAGCCCCGAUGUCUCGUCUGCCCACGUACUGAUCAACUGCUACGCUUCGAGACCGGCUUAUCGGGGAGCGCCGCGCCACGCCUCAUACCAUGCCCCCAAUGCAAUCUGAGCUUCUGCUGCUCGGAUGCACACUGGGCCGCUGCUCAGCAACUUCACCACACCUCGUCCCAGUGCGAACUCAAUCACCAGGUGCGCGCCGACGUUGUGUUUGAGGUGGCGAUGGCUUCUUCAGGGCGGGACCCUCGCGGUGCUUUCAUCUGGGCGCCUACUCGCCUUUCCACUCACUUUGUCUCACUACUUGGAAGCACUGGACCCAAUCGGACCGUGGAUCCGGGCAAUGUCUGUUCAUUUGGCGAUGCCCAUGCGAUCUUGCAUGCGCUUGAGAAGUUGAAUGAGAGAAGCCUGGCAUGGACAAGGAAGGACCUGUUGACUGUCCACGUCAUGGGCGCAACCUCAAACGAAAUUGCAGCCGACAGGACUUUCGAGGAAAUCUUGCACAGAUUGCCCGAUGUGCAAACCUUGAAGCUCGUUUUCUGUGGUCCAGACAUGGCAGACAGUGGUCGAGUGUCAACCGCCAAGACCUGCACUGACUGUUCUAGCCGAGGCCGACAGCGGGUGAACGAAUUUCAGAAUCACGCAUACCGUGACUACAUGCGCCAAUCAAAAUUCUCUCCUCCAGACCUCGCGAUAGCAUACAACUCCAGUGCGACUCAAGGUCCCCCGGAAACAUGGUCCGAAACCCUGGCCAUGCUUAUCGCCCAGCGGGUACCAUCCGUGUUUCUCGUCAGUCAUCAGCUUCUUCAGGAAUGUUCGUGACAUGCGUUCGACAGGCAUCUGACCGAGAGGAAGCGGAGACGAUAUCCAGAUUCCUUUUCUCACCGUCCGGGGCGCGGUUGAUCCCUGGCCUGGGGCCAGACCCCAAUCCGUGGGGCAGCACGCGAGUUUUUCCACAGUCAGUCCGCCCAUUCGGCUUCUACGCGUCGAAUGCGUGGUUUGUAGGCGGUUUCCGCGGACCUUGAGAAUGGAAACCCGCCAAGAAUUGCACGUGAUUUCCAAAUGCAUGAGUCUUUUGUGCACCAGUCCGCUGGCCGUUUGUACAGCUACGCAUCUCCUCUGUUUUGCGCCGAAUGACAGUCUUCGAAGUUCAAUCUGAGCAAGUGGGAAGCGAGCGAAGGCGCAUCAAUCUGUGAUAGCUGGCGGAGUGGAGUAGGUCAAGAGCGGGGAAAUGGCGGGUGAUGAUUUCGCCACUGAUAUGGCAGCAUUUCGCGUGGUUUGGAGAGGUCAAAUUACACGCUCGGUGCUCUCGGAGAAGAGCGUAAUCCUGCCGCAUUUUGCCUGGUCUCGACUUCAUCUUCACUCUAGAUCUUACCUGGUGGUUUUACUUGGUGGUGUCCUUCUCACAAGAACACGAGAUAGAGGAAGCUAGUUUGGAGCAAAUGGAAGCUAUUCAAGUCUUGAGCUGUGCUGUGCCUGGCCGCAGAUGGCGUAGAAUCAGGCCCGACUACGAGAUGCAAGUACUUGGGAAGGCACUCUACAUGUAUGUUUGGAGCAGAUGAAGAUGAAGUGAGGAUCUUGGGUGGAGGCGCUUUGCGCGAGUAGACAGCGAAGAUCGUGUUUGGGAAUGCUGGACCGACACUUGGCGGUCCACUCUACAUGCGCGAUGUACAUAUGAUACGAGAACGAAGAUAGCGAGAUGAUAUAAGUGUCGGCCGACGAAGAUGUUGAUAUUAGCAGAGAAAGGGGAGACCACAGAGUGGAAGGGAUCAGGAUGUCGGAAUGCUUCGGUCUAGGAUCCGACUCGGUUGCUAACGCCUAGCAAGCACGCACCAACAAUCUUUGUGACCAAAUCUUUUGCAUGAAUGCGCUUCUGACUUCUCUUCAAGUUCUCCAACACGUACUCCACGCAUAAUGGAUCCAGACUGACUUCGACACAUCGAUCUCGGGCGGCGUCGUGGUUUUGGAAAGAGUAGUCACAGAGUUCGUUUGAUGCCAUGAUCCUCCCUGGUAAACACUGCGAAACAGCCAAAUGACUCCAAGGUUGAUUUCUGACGCCCAAGACUUGUGGUUCUCUAGCCCUGACUGAAAACAACAUGAACAUUUUCAACCAUCUUCGGGGUCUUUUCGCCAUGGCUGAGGAGCUUAGAUUCGGGCCGGAAUGUUAUCUGAUAGUUAAUAGACCUGCCUCGAUUGCUCAUCGGGAUUACACAUUCAUCCCCGCCCCUCAGAACUUGCGCUGUCACCGCUAACCGCGGGCAGGCGCAACUUCCUGCCGACCUCGGACUCAAAACGCCCCGAUGGAUCAAGAACUGCCCCCACGCUUGUUUCGCCAUGGCAAAAACAGGAAGUGCUGUCAGAGAUCUUCGUUGAAGUUGACGCAGAUUCAUUCAGAGCUUCGGCCUAUGAGCCGAAAGAGUUCCGACUCGAGACAGACUUCGCGCAGGGUGCACAAGCAAAACUUCUAUAGCGCUCAAGAACUGACCAGAAAACUCAUUCCGCUUGCUGAAUGAGUGCUCGAGGAGUCGAGAUAAUGGAUGCCGGACAGGACCACUCUCCAAAAAAAGAAAUGGAAUACAAUGAGCAGCACGAAACGAAGCCGGAGAAUUGUUGAUGGGUGCUCCAUAGGCAGUCUGGCCGUGUCCCAGAACCGUAGAACUCUCUUGGCUCAAUCCGAGGAUCGUGCCGAGAGCCCGCCUGGGAUUCUGCUGACGUUGAGGAGAUCGCGGCAGACAUAGGGCACUUCCGCUCGUUCAACUAUAAAAACGGAGACAAGCUCAGCACUGAACAUCGCAUCUCAGUACUACGAGUCAAGCAUUCAUCCAUGGCAGCUCCACAGCAACAGCAUCCCGCGACCGUCAAGGUUCUAGGAUUCGGUGUGUCCCGCACUGGAACAUCCUGUGAGCGUCGUUGCGGAUGGCCAACACCACUACCGACUGACUGCGUACAGCGAUGAGAUCUGCCCUUCAUGUGCUCGGAUACGAGCCAACCAACCAUGGUUUUGAUCUUUUUGACGAGGCCGAAGUCAUGCACCAGUGGAUUCGGGCCUUGGAGGCCAAAUACUACGGGAUCGGCAAACCCCUCGACGCAGAUGAGUGGCGCCAGUUUUUGGGUCAAUUUCAGGCAGGCAAAUCCGAGUAGGAACUGUUUGCUUUUCACUAACUUGCACGAAUUGCAGGGCGUCACCGACAUCCCCCACUACCUCUUCGUCGAGGAGCUGCUUGCUGCGUACCCCGACGCAAAGGCGCCUGUCACCUACCGCGACCCGAAAGAGUGGUGGAAGUCGUUCGCAUCGACCGUCCUGAAAGUGUGCGAGCCGGUGACCACCUCCGUUCACGCGUCUCCCGACGAGUCGCUCCAGGUCCUCCGUGCGCGCCUCUGCAGCAUGUGCUUCGCGGCGCUGUUCAAAAUGCGUCCGGAAAACAUGCAGCAGGAAAACAUCACCGAGGAGAUCGCGAUCGCGGCCUUUGAAGCCCACUACGAGUAUCUCCGCGCCGUCGUGCCGAAGGAUCGCCUGUUGAUCUUCAGCGUCAAGGAGGGAUGGGCCCCGCUGUGCGCGUUCUUGGAGAAGGAAAUCCCUGCCACGCCCUUCCCGCGCAUCAACGACACGGACCAAUUCAUCGCCGUGUUCCCUGACAUCUUGAAGAACGGCAGACAGAUUAAGUAAGAGUAGUAGACAGACAAGAAAGAGAGGCACGAAUUGUUUUUUAUGAAGCAGUUGUGCCUCAGAUAUAAGUAGCGAGAAGAUUUGCAAUGAAAACUAGACCCAGG